ACCAAACACAAAAGAACAUGUCAUCUGAACACUUCUUCCUCUUCUUUUCACCAGUCCUGAUCAGCUUCGAGCUUUUCCUCUGUCUCCUUCUCUUCGUCCCCAUCUUUGCUUUCUGGCUUUCCCCGGGCGGUCUUGCUUGGGCUCUCUCUAAAACCACCCGAACUGCCGCCAUUCCCGGCCCUUCCGGACUCCCGUUUCUCGGGUUGGUUUUCGUUUUCACAGGCUCUUUGACUCACAGAGUCCUCGCCAAGCUUGCUGAGGCUUCUAAGGCGAAGCCAUUGAUGGCAUUCUCAGUGGGGUUUACUCGUUUCAUCAUCUCGAGCCACCCGGACACGGCCAAGGAGAUUCUGAACAGCUCGGCUUUCGCAGACCGGCCGGUGAAAGAGUCAGCUUACGAGCUCCUCUUCCACAAGGCAAUGGGGUUCGCUCCGUUCGGCGAGUACUGGCGGAACCUGAGGAGGAUCUCGGCCACCCAUUUGUUCAGCCCGAAAAGAAUAGCCUCUUUCGGGGAGUUUCGGGCAAGUAUUGGGCGAAAAAUGGUGGAGGAGAUACGGGUUUUGAUGGGGAGGAAUAAUGUUAACGGCGAGGUUGAGGUGAGGAAAGUUUUGCAUUUGGGGUCGUUGAACAAUGUGAUGAUGAGUGUGUUCGGGAGGAGUUACGAGUUUGGUGAGCGGUGUGGGAGUUAUGAAGGGUGUGAGCUUGAGGGUUUGGUGAGUGAGGGGUAUGAGCUGCUAGGGGUUUUUAAUUGGAGUGAUCACUUUCCUCUUUUGGGUUGGUUGGAUUUGCAAGGAGUGAGAAAAAGGUGCAGGAUUUUGGUGGCAAAGGUUAAUGUUUUUGUUGGGAGGAUUAUAGAGGAGCAUAGGGCAAAGAGGGCUGAGAAUAAUGGAAUACUAACUAAGGGUGAUGAGUGCUCAGGUGAUUUUGUUGAUGUGCUGCUUGAUCUGGAGAAAGAGAACAGGCUCAGUGACUCUGAUAUGAUUGCUGUUUUAUGGGAAAUGAUAUUCAGGGGGACCGAGACAGUGGCAAUCCUCCUAGAGUGGAUUCUUGCACGAAUGGUGCUUCAUCCAGAUAUCCAAGCCAAAGCACAAUCUGAAAUCGAAACCAUUGUCGGCAGAAAUCGAUCAGUGUCGGAUUCCGACGUCCCCAACCUACCCUACCUCCAGGCCAUUGUAAAAGAAACCUUGAGAAUGCACCCUCCUGGUCCCCUCCUCUCCUGGGCAAGGCUCGCCGUCCACGACACACACGUAGGCCACCACUUCAUUCCAGCUGGCACAACGGCAAUCGUAAAUAUGUGGGCGAUAACUCACGACGAGAAGGUCUGGUUGGAGCCCGGAGAGUUCAAGCCAGAGCGGUUUCUGGAGGAAGAUGUAGCCAUCAUGGGCUCUGAUCUUAGGUUGGCUCCAUUUGGUUCUGGAAGAAGGGUUUGUCCUGGCAAGGCCUUGGGAAUUUCCACUGUUGAGCUCUGGCUUGCGCAAUUUCUCCAAAGCUUCAAAUGGAUGCCUUCUGGUAAUCAUGGUGUCAACUUGUCGGAGAUGCUGAAACUUUCAUUGGAGAUGAAACAUUCCUUGGUCUGCAGGGCUGUUCCUAGGAUUGCUUGAGAUAAAUUUGAUGGGGGCUUUUGUUGUUUUCAGGAUGAUGUCAUAUAUCCAUGAUUUCAGAAGGAUUUAAUAGGUUUAUUUACUUUCCAUGCAUGUUCUCUAAGCUAUAUAUGUUAUUUUGGUUUUUGUUUUAGGGUAGGGUUUC
Molecule: messenger RNA, 1743 nt
Organism: Corylus avellana
Lineage: Eukaryota; Viridiplantae; Streptophyta; Magnoliopsida; Fagales; Betulaceae
Product: cytochrome P450 78A5-like
Molecular function (GO): iron ion binding; heme binding; oxidoreductase activity, acting on paired donors, with incorporation or reduction of molecular oxygen
Source: RefSeq, a predicted model, not a curated record